CAUCUUUUGUUUCUCUUCUUUUCAUUUCUCCCUCUUAGAAUGAUGCUUCGUUCCUUAUGUGGGCUAUUGUUGGCCCAAUUGACCGUAUCUGUGAUGGCCGUUCACCCAUCCUCUCAUUCAUGUGACUCACCCAUCUACUGUGAAGGGCCGAUCCUAAAGACAGUGCAGCUGGCAAAACUGUUUCCUGAUUCCAAGACGUUUGUGGAUAUGCCAACGUUAAAACCAGAAUCAGAAGUGAUUAAGGCAUUUAACGCAAUGGGUGGUACAAAUGCAACCAAGAAUCAAAUAGAACAAUUCGUUAAAGAAAACUUCUUGGAUGCCGGUGCAGAACUUAAUAUGCUGACAAAUGUGUCUAUUAAGGAAGAGUUGGGAUGGAUACAGGAUAUACCCAAUCCUAAAUAUCGCGGCUGGAUCAAUCACUUGAACCAUGCAUGGACAAACUUGACGUUUGAAUUUGAUUAUAGCAAACUCUGUCCAGACUGUUCUACUUCUACUUUACCUGUCAAGCGUCCAUUUGUCGUGCCCGGUGGUCGUUUCCGUGAAUUUUAUUAUUGGGAUUCAUUUUUUGUGAUCAAGGGACUUUUAUUAAGUGAUCAAGACACUUUGGCAAGAAACAUGAUUGAAAACUUUUUUGAUUUUAUUGAUGAAUACGGAUUUAUUCCUAAUGGUGCAAGAAUCUAUUAUUUGAACCGCUCUCAGCCUCCGUUUCUUAGCUUGAUGGUAAACGCUUAUUAUGAAAAGACCAAGGAUGAAGACUUUAUGGCUCAUGCGUUACCUUAUCUGGAUAAAGAGUACACGUUCUGGAUGACCAACACAACGGUUGAAAUCAAAAGCCCUAGCCAUCCCCAAAAGACGUUCACUCUGAACCGCUAUACGACCAAAAAUAGAUCGCCUCGUCCAGAGUCUUAUGUUGAGGACUAUAAAACAGUCGAUGGUGAUGUCCAUUAUCCCGACGAUGUCAAGGACCGAAUGUAUGCCGAUAUCGCUGCUGGUGCCGAAAGCGGCUGGGACUUUUCUUCUCGAUGGACUCGAGUAAAGUCUCCAUCUCCUCACCAAGUUGCCAACUAUGAGAUGCUUCGUACAAUUAAUACUCAAAAUGUCGUUCCUAUCGAUCUUAAUGCACUCUUGUGGUACUUGGAAGACAGUCUAUCUAAAUGGCACAAACAGUUUGGUCAUGGCAAGGAAUCCAAAAAGAAGUCUAGACACUAUGCUCAACAAGCAAAGACAAGACUGGAGGCCAUGGACAAAUUGAUGUGGAACGACGAUCACUACAGCUUUUAUGACUUUAACUUGACUAGCAAUGCUCAAAAUAUUGAGUUCACUCCUGCCAACUUGUAUCCUAUCUGGCUUGAAGCCAUACCAAACCAUUUGCGCACCAACAAGACCAAGUUAUCACAUACUCUAGACGCGGCUGAAGAGGCUUUAAGAAAAUAUCCUGGUAUCUUGACCACCUCUUACUAUAAUACAACCAUGCAAUGGGACUGGCCCAACGGCUGGCCACCUCUCACCUUUAUUGCCAUUCAAAGUUUCAUGAACGUAGACACUCUUCUUGACUCAAAAUACACCACACGCUACGGUACCUCAUAUUCUGAAUUAGCCCAGGUACUCGCCGCCCGUUAUGCUGCAUCGGCAUUUUGUGGAUGGUACAAGACAGGUGGCUCUGUCCCUGGUGUAUUGCCCAAGGCAGCCUCUACUUCCGAUGAAGGUCAUAUGUUUGAAAAGUUUGAUGUUACUGCCGUUGGAACUGCUGGAGGACAGGGUGAGUACACGCCUCAAGUCGGGUUUGGAUGGACAAAUGGUGUUGCCAUGUGGAUAUUUAAUACGUUUGACAAUUUGACAGCCCCAGCUGACUGUAACCAGAAUAUUACAAUUAAUUUUUAAUGUUUAAAAAGAAUAAAGAG
This is a messenger RNA of Rhizopus microsporus ATCC 52813, 1901 nucleotides long. RefSeq names its product glycoside hydrolase. The transcript has 4 exons. Gene Ontology annotation, biological process: trehalose catabolic process. The record is from RefSeq and is a predicted model, not a curated record. Bases 94 to 1881 code for a protein of 595 amino acids. Gene Ontology annotation, molecular function: alpha,alpha-trehalase activity. NCBI's taxonomy places the organism in Eukaryota, Fungi, Mucoromycota, Mucoromycetes, Mucorales, Rhizopodaceae.